This is a messenger RNA of Moneuplotes crassus, 2385 nucleotides long. Lineage: Eukaryota; Ciliophora; Spirotrichea; Euplotida; Euplotidae. The record is from the annotation of a GenBank genome assembly.
AUGUUAGGCAGUUUUUUGACAAAAUAUCGGGGGAGUAGUAAAACACUUGGAAUGCUCACAAGGAAAGCACUUUACAAUACUCGAACCUCCCAAUUUAGCAACUUAUCAGUCUUCCAAAUCAGAACUUUCGCCAGUCGAAACAGGAGAGCAAAUAAAGCCCUUUCAAAAGAAGAAGUUUGGAAACAAUUCCAAAAGAAGAAGGAAAUACAAAAAGCAAAACAUGAUCCAACAGACAUCAGUAAAUUUAAAUAUAAGGAACAAAAGCAGGAGGUAAAUGAAUAUUUCACAGGCACUCCGCUCAAUUCCUUCAAAAACAUUUACAAAGACAACACAACAAAAGGUUUGGUAAAUAUAUUAAUUGCCUUCAUUAUUUGAAUGGGAACUUCGAAAUAUCUUGCUGAGUAUAUAUUCACGACUAAAUGGGAUCAAAGCAAGUCUCCAGACAGCCUAGAAUUAGUGAAACCAAUAAACCCAGAUACUCUCAGCCUAUUCAAAAAUACUUUCAUACGCCAAUGCAGGUAUUUCGUACAGAUCAUACGAGAACCUACUUCUCCAGAAAUAAUCAACGAAAUCUCCAGAAAAAUAUCUUCAAAGCAAGAACUCACAGAUGAAGAGAAGACCAUCCUCCAGAAUGAGGUUAAUUCAGCAAAGGUUCAUCCUGAUUUUAAGGUGUACAACAAAGUUUGAAAAGAUAUGCCCACACAUGAGCAUUCUUUACCAUUUUCUAUUGUCAAACUGGAAUUGGACAAGUUUGAUUCCAGCAAUAAAUCCCAUAAGAAACUGUUUGAAAGACAUUUCGGGAACUAUACAAUCGAAGAACUUCGAAAUUCAGACGCCCCAUACAUGAUAAUCGAUGAAUUUGGCAACAAACUCGCUCUCCCAGCUGAGGAGAUUGACAUAGAACUUUAUAAAAGAUUCUUGAAGGGCCCUCUCAGCUUUCCCAACCACAAUAAGUUAUUUGAAUAUAUGGAAGCAAACAAGAGGACAAACAAGCAUUAUUUCAUAAUCCCAGUUAAGAAGAUGGGCGCUUUUAGCAAAAAGUUUUCUCCUAGGCUCAAAAUCUUCAGAAAAUUCUUCACUGAGAACUCUGGAUACUUUCAUCCCCAAGUUGAGUUUAUUGAAGUUUAUGAUUUCCUCUCCAAAUACAGGCUUGGACUCAAAGAUGAGGAAGUUGUCUAUCAUUUUACUAAUGAUCUUGACCAGAUUUCAUGCCAAGGAGAGAAAUCAGAGUUUUAUACCUUGAAACUUAUUAAAAACAUGCACCAUCUCAGUACUGAAGAAGGCCUGAAAGCUAAAUAUGGCAAAGAUCUUCCAGCAAAGGAAAAUAUUGUAGACUAUGCCUACAAGAACCAUCGUAAUGAAAUGUUCCAGGACCUCGCUCAGUUCGUCGAAUCAUUUAUCUGAGAUUCGCAAAAUAUUAUAUACUCAUGUGACCAAAAUAUGCUAUCCUUCUACGCUAACCAUUUCUCAAAGAGAGGAGACCUCGUCUUGGUGGUCUACCUAGAUAGAAACAAAUUACUUGAUGAAAUGAAAGCAGAUGAAUAUAGGGAUAAAUUGUUAGACUUUAUCCAAACUCUUAAUGAAUUCAAAAAGAACAAUAAAGAUUAUGAAGCCAUGAAAAUAAUCAUUUCUGACUCUGAUAAUGCAUUACUAGCGUUUAAAAUACUUUCAAAAAGUGACUCGACAAUUGAGCUUCGACUUCACAGUUAUGAUACUUUCCUUAACCUCCAAAAUGCCUCACUUGUUUCAAGAUAUGAUCAAGAUGUUAACCAGAAAAUUGAGGAUCCUGAUGCUUUCACUUUCCUGAAACUAGGAAAAUCUAUUUCUCAGAGCCUUAAAGAAGAUUCAUCCCAAAUCUAUUCAAGUAUCAGCAAUUUCAUCCAUGAAUCUGUGGGUGAAAUUGAGGAUGCCAUCAGUAAAGGCAAAAUAGAGAAACCAAAAGCAUGUUACGAAAAUAGAGAUGAUGAUCCAAAAUAUAAAGACUCAAUUAUCCAGCCUUUAUCCUUUGAUUACGAGAAACAGCUUAAAACUUCAAAAAGAUAUAGCAUAAUCAAACUCUACAGUGAUUCCUGAAAAGGGUGAAAAUAUAUUGAAAAAGCAUAUGAACAACUAGCAGGAAGACAUCCAGAUAUCAAAUUUUAUGAAUUAAAUGCUUUGUCGCUAGAUUACUUCUCAAAUUCUAAAAAUACCUCCCUAGGAGAGACUCCUUUCAGGAGAACAGCCAAAAUACCAUCUUUUGUGAUUUACGAUAAAAAACAGAACAAGUUCAGCCAAAUCGAAUUCAGGCCUUAUCAUUUCACUGAUGUGCAAAAGAGUGAAAAAUCCAAAGCUCUCGAGUUGAAAACAAACGUGUUGGAUAAAAUGAUUCAGGAGUAUAUACAAUAA